Molecule: messenger RNA, 1243 nt
Organism: Mya arenaria
Lineage: Eukaryota; Metazoa; Mollusca; Bivalvia; Myida; Myidae
Product: cadherin-7-like
Exons: 6
Coding region: 1-1143 (380 amino acids)
Biological process (GO): homophilic cell-cell adhesion
Cellular component (GO): membrane
Molecular function (GO): calcium ion binding
Source: RefSeq, a predicted model, not a curated record
AUGAGUGGCGCCAUGAUGAGAGGCCUCUACAACGUUUACAAGACGCAGUCACGCAGCGACCAGGGGCCUCCUGGUAACAACUUCGACCAGCCGCACAACAAAAUCGUACAGUCGUUCAUCAAAAAGGGGACAACACGCGACAAUACACUGGCUCUGCAUCAUCCUGUCGCACAAUUACCUGUGGCCUCCGACAACCAACAUCGGCCUGCAGCGUCUCAGCCCUUUGCAUUUUCAUCGAAAACUAGCAUCGGCUUGCACCGCCUCAGCCUCGUGCAUUGGCCGUCGAAAAAAAACACAAGGGCAAGUCCCGCCACAAACAAGUCCUGUCGCACAUUUACUUCUGCAAGACUAGCAGCGACCAGGGCCUGUCAGAGUGCAACCUCAGCCUGCUCAGAAACAACAGGGCGCAGCUCAAAGGGAUCGCCGAGACGCAGCCGCCGCUCUCAUAUUGCAAGUAGUGCAGAUGGCAGUAUUGAGAUUCCUGUCGGAAAUGCAAUAGCAGAAGACACCAAUGCUGGGACAGCCCUCUUUACAGCCACAGCAACUAUUGACAGCGGCGUGGCUAACGCUGCUGCCUCCUAUAAUCUUGUUGAUGAUGCAGGUGGUAAAGGAACAAUAGAUGCAGCCACUGGCGUAGUGUCCUUGGCAACCGGCCAAACACUGGAUUUUGAAACGGCUCCAACUCUUAUUUUUAAAAUUAAGGCUACUGAUAGUGGUGACAGCGCUGUUGGAACAGCCACUAUAACACUCACUAUUACCGACGUCAACGAAGCACCAGCCUACGCAGAAGCACAAUUCACAGCGUGUGUUGAGGACAAGUCUGGCGCUGACACGCUGGUAGGCACAUACACAGCCACAGAUCCGGACGCAAGCAAUACCGUCACAUACUCCAUUGCCUCUGGAGACACCAAUUCUGAGUUCGCGUACGGGACUGAUGGUCAACUGAAAGUGGCGCCAAGCAAGACGCUUGACAAAAGUGCAACGCCAACCUACACGUUGGUGCUUCAUGCCGCUGACGCCGCAUCCCUUACCGGAACAGCAACGGUGACGUUGAGCGUCGAGUCAACAUGCAGCGGCGCGGAAGCCAUCGGUGCCAUGUUUGCGUCUGUGCUUCUGUCUGCAAUUGUUUCUUAUCUGAUCUAAAAUUGAUGAGUUUUAAAACUACCUUUCAGAGAAUGUUUUCAACAAGGCUGUGAUUUGAGAUUUAGAGACAAAUAUCGUGUGAAGAACUAGCAAUUAUUUA